Mya arenaria is the source of this 2488-nucleotide messenger RNA. Its product is annotated as beta-lactamase domain-containing protein 2-like. The record is from RefSeq and is a predicted model, not a curated record. The transcript has 8 exons. Lineage: Eukaryota; Metazoa; Mollusca; Bivalvia; Myida; Myidae. The coding region runs from base 27 to 1325 and encodes 432 amino acids.
AAUGCGAUGAUUCUAGCGAAAUUAUAAUGGAAAACAUAAAAUUAGCAUGCAUCAUCGCGAUCUUGGCAGUUUCAUGUUAUUUUGUUCCCAAAUCCUUUGAGCACAAAUUAUUACCGAUCGUAGAAGGAGAUUUCCAACCAGAAUUUAGGGAUGUUGCCAUGGCUUUCAGAGCUAAUAUGGAGGCUGGAAGAGAAAAGGGUGCUGCAUUUGUUGUAUACCACAAAGGGGAGCCAGUGUUUGAUAUGUGGGCAGGGUAUGCAGACAGGCAAAGUCUAAGAAGGUGGAGAAACAACACAACAACUAUGAUGUUUGGUGCUGGCAGGGCGGUGACAACAUUUCUAGUGGCUCAAAUGGUGGACAGGGGCCUGUUGAAUUACAGCAAGCCAGUCACUGACUAUUGGCCAGAGUUUGGCUCCCAUGGAAAACAGAACAUUACUCUGGAAAUGUUGCUUUCACAUCAGACUGGUACACAUUACUUUGAAGAACCAAUAUCAUUGCGAGAUCUUAACACACAACAGGCCAGAAUCGAUAAGGUCAUCUGCGACUUAAAGCCUUUAUGGAAAACAGGUUCCCAUAUUGUGUCCCAUGACUUAGUCUCCGGGCUGAUACUGGAUAGACUAAUAGAGAGGGUUGACCCAAAACAUCGGGACAUUUACACCAUGGUACAGGAAGAAAUUACUAAACCAUUAGAUGUGAAACUGAGCAUGCAUCUGAGUAGAGUGGAUGUUUACAAGACUGCAAGAAUCCAUUCUCCAUCUGUGACAAACUUUCUCUACCAAGCUGUUACCUCACCAAAAUACCUUUGGUUGCACAUCAACAGCUGGUUCAGAAAAGGCUCUUACAUUGGAAAGAUGUACAGUUCUGUAAGAGAAAUGAUGCUGCCAUCCACUGUAUUCAAUGACCCUGAACUAAGGGAGAUAACUCUGUCAUCAGUGUCUGUGACGGGAACUGCACGGGGAAUGGCAAAGCUAUUCAGCAUAUUAUCCAACCAAGGCCAGUACAAGGGUGACCAAGUGUUAAAACAGGAGACGUUGACCCAGCUGUUGACCCGAACAGUGACUGGAGUUUGCCCGGAGACAGGAUUUCAUGUGUCAUAUACGCGAGGAUUGCAAUCAUUUACCAAUCCUUAUGGCGAAACGGUUUAUGGUCAGUCUGGCUACGGUGGUCAAGUGGUCAUUGCUGACCCCUCCAACCAGUUGUCCAUGGCCUAUGCGAGUAGCUACCUCAGUAUAUACGAGUUUGGUGAAGAUCCAAGGUUCACGGAUUUACAGAGCAAAUUGUAUACAAAUCUACAGAGAUACAUAGAAAGACAGUUGAAAGGGUAGAUUUGAAAAUGUUAGUAUUUCUUAGGAUUUUUAUGUAUAUUGAUACGUAUAUUAUAAGUUAUGCUUUAGUUUACUUAAAUAAUUGGUUUGCUGCAUGAGUAAGGCUUCGAUUUGCAACAUUUGUCACGAAAAGUGCAAUUGUUCUUUCAUAAUUGCAUGUGAAUCUCAAUAAUUAUCAAGCAUUCAUUUUCGAGUGUAUUACAUACAGGUCUUCCCAUUUGUAAUGUACAUGUAUAACACUGUUUUGUGUUUACAAAAAUGAGUAAAUGUGAUGUAUUUUGCUGUUAUUUUAACAAGUAUCUUUUAUUGUUUAUACAUUCCACUUACAUUUUGAAUUUUGUAAUGUUAUUAAAAUGUAAGCGCAUAUUUUCUCAAAGAAAAAUAUUUAGGUAUUGUCGUCGGUAUGUUGCCGACUUAAACUCUGCCACAACAUAUACAGCAAGGUCCAUAACUAUCAGAAUUGUUUAGUUAUGGCCCUUUUUACUAGAAGACAACAACAGACAUUGUCGCUUGUUCCUAAGCGCUCUUGUUUUGUUGUUCAAACGGUCAUUGUAUUUUUGUAAACUGUAUAUGCUUUUUUAAUGCAUUUGAUUUUGGAAAUGCAUGCAAUACUGACGAAAAUAACACUCGUAUUUAAAAUCAAUACAUACACAAUCAUGUAUAACAAACACUUUUUGAUUGAAAAAUCUUUACUUCUUUACCCAAUAAUGAAUUUAUGGAAAAUUUUAAUUACUGAUAACAAGAUUGUAAUCGUGUGUUUAAUAGCUACGAACGCACACAUAUUAAAUGACUGGUGGGUCCUUAAAGAUUUACAAUGAUCAACUUUUGUCUAAUAAGGUAGAAAUACCGUAUUUUCUGCACCUUUCUUUCAAAUUAAACACGGUAUCCUUUAUAAGAACCAUUGUUUUCGAUAUUUACUGAUCCUUUUCGGUAAAUUAAAAAAAAUAUAUAAGUUAUAGUACUGCUUAUUUGGUUAUAAGAGUGCAUCUUUAAAUUGAAUAAUGUUUAAAGGCAACGGCUUACGGUAAUGAAUGUUUUGUAUGCAUUGAACUGUCGUUGGUGUUUUUACACUUGAAGUUCUCUGAUGUGUCAUACUAUAUACGUCUGUGAUCUUAUCUGAUUACGCUUGAGUGUUGUACUGUGCAUUUAAUUAAAUCAUUAUA